AGCAGGGGCGGGGAGAGGAGGGGAGCGAUGCUUGUCUGUGAGCCGCAGCUCGGGCUGGCAGAGCAGCCUGGAUGCGGGCCAGCGCGCCAUGGAGGCAGGGGGCUCCCCAGGUUUGGAACAAAGACCUCACACGCGGGUCCCCUGAGCCUGGGCCGGCGGGCUGGUGGCGGAGCCCGAGAGAGGCCACAGGCAGGAUGGCUGGCACUGAGAGGAGCCGGCGGUGACUCUGGUGCCCAUGGUGGCAGCUCUGUCUCCCGAGGAUGAAAUGGCGCAGGUGAAGUGCAGGCCGGGCCCAACCGCCAGCUCGGGGACGCAGGUCCACUGGGCCGCGCCGGGCCUGGGGAAGGGGUCCCGCCGGCGGCGCUGGGCCUGGGCCAAGGCGCAGAAGAAUGCGGAUGGGAGUGGCACACGCGGCUGGGGAGAAGAGGGCCCCUUUCCCAAUGCCACCAGCCCCGAGCUCCUGGAGGACUUCCGCCUCGCCCAGCAGCGCCUGCAGCCCCUGCGGUGGGACCCGGAGCCGCAGCCCGAGGGGCACCAGGAUUCCGCAUCCGGAGAGUCUGCGGGAGAGGAGUUCGAAGCAGAGGAUGUGGACAGCCCAGAAAGUUCCAACUUGCCUGUCAACUGGCUCCCCCAGCAGGAUCCUCAACCGGACAUGACUGAAGAGGAGCCUGAUGAGCCGCUGGGAGACGCUGAGGUCGAGGAAGCUGGAGAGAGCUCCCCAAGGUUGGAGUAUGAGACUGGUCUCAGCUCCGGGGGCAAUGGAAACACCAGCCCCGUGGCUCUGGGGUGGGGUGUGGCCUCUGGCCAACAAGCCAGUGGAGACAAACUUCCAGAACAUUCUGAGGUCAACCCAACUGUUGAUCUCUGCUCUGCAAGGUCCUGGAGCAGUGGGACCAUGAGCCUUGACCACCCCAGUGACAGCCUUGAUUCUACCUGGGAAGGAGAGACCAGUGUCCCCCAGCCCCCUGCCCUGGCAGAAACCUUACCACAGAGACCCAGCCACCACCUCCUGGACGCGGACAACAGAACUGGAGGAAGCGUUGCUUUGGCAACCCCCCCGGAGUUCCAGGACUCCUCCACACCCCCAGCCCACAGCCUCCAGCGUCCUGCAGGUGGAUGGAGGAGAGAACCUGCCAGCCUCUCCUGCCCUCAGCCCGGGGACCAAGCCUGGAAGCCAACCCGGACAGCACCAAAGCCGCUGCCAUCCCGAUUCACGGGCUCCAUCAGCCCCCUGAAUUCUCCGCCUAGGCCAGCCCGGCAGGACAGGCCACCACCCAGGCAGAGAGCCACUCUGGCUGGCCACUCCUCUUCUGAUACCCCCAAGUACGGCCGGGGGCGGCUGAACUACCCGCUCCCUGAUUUCUCCAAGGUGGGACCCCGGGUGAGGUUCCCCAAAGAUGAGAGCUACCGCCCCCCCAAGUCCAGGAGCCACAGCAUGGAGCCUCAGGGCCCUGCCAGGCCGCUGGUCUUCAAGUCCCCUGCCGAGAUCGUGCGGGAGGUGCUAUUGAGCAGCGGAGAAGCCUGCCUGGGAAAGGACGCACCUCCUACCCACCCCAUCACCAGAGUACCGCAAGAAUUUCAGACACCUGAACAAGCCACCAAGCUGGUCCAUCAACUCCAGGAAGACUACCGCAAGCUCCUCACCAAGUACGCUGAGGCCGAGAACACCAUCGACCAGCUGCGCCUCGGGGCCAAGGUAAACUUGUACUCAGACCCACCCCAGCCCAGCCACAGCAUCCAUAUGGGGACGAUGCCCCAGGGGACCAAGGUCUUGUCCUUCACCAUCCCACAGCCCCACUCUGUGGAGCGGUGGCCUGGCCCCGCCGAGGCCCCGCACGCUGCUGAAGUCUCAGGGUGGCCAUCGGCUCGAGGAGACCUGAGCCCCUCCUCUCCCACCAGCGCACCCACCCCAGUGUGGCCUCCAGAGGACCUGGGCAUCACCCAGGACCAGCCGUCAGUGGAGCCAACCCAGGCGCUGGCUUCUCAGGCCGGCCGGUUCCUGGCCAAGGUGGAGUCCUUCGUGGGCCUGAUGCGGGCAGGACGGCUGACGCCCCAGGACCAGCUCAAGGGCUUCCAGCGGCUAAAGGCUGCCCACGCAGCCCUGGAGGAGGGGUACCUGAAGGCCUGCAGGGAGCAGCAUCUGGCCCAGCAGGCUGCUGGCUCCGAGGGGACACCUGGGAGAUUUGAUCCUGGCAGGGAGCUGGAGGCGGAGAUAUUCCAGCUGGGAAUUCGCCUGGAAGAGCUGAAGGACCACGUGGACCAGAACCAGCAGGAGCCUGAGCCAGCUGGGUCAGACUCGGCUCUGGACAGCCCCCCAGCCACGCCCUCCCCCCACCAGCCACCAUGCCUGCCCUUUCCUUCUGGAAAAGCCCUCACGCCGGCCACCCAGACCCUCUGCCCUGAGCCUGAUGCCCCCAGCAUCGACCCCUGCCCGUUGCACGAGAACGUGGAGCUGAGCACGGCCAGCAGUGAGCUGGAGAACACGCCGCCGGGCCUCCCGGCCCCACUGGGGCACGAGGGGCUGCAUACGGAACAGGAUUUCCACGGCCUCCUGGAGCGGUACCUCACUGUGAAGUGCCUCCCAGAAGCCCUGAGGAUGGAGGAGGAGGAGGAGGAGGAGGAGGGCCGCUCCCAGGAAGUUGACGGGCCGGCUCCAGCUCCAGGGAGAGCAGAGGCCAGCAGGCUCCCCGCAAGGCAGCUCCCGGCACAGGCUGAGAGAAGUCACGGGGUCCCCCGCCAGGAGACCGUGGAGCAGAUGGUGUCCGGGAAGCCAGCGGGCUUCCGUGCAUCCAUGGCCAGAGACGGGCACCUGCAGGGCCUGGGCAAAGCCGAGGCGGCUCCUCCAGGCCCUAGCAGGCCACCACCCCCUCGGGGCACCAAGUCCGCGGAGUCCCACCAGAGCAGUCUGACCAGCCUAGAGGGAAGUGGCGUCUCGGAGCACCUUCCUCCGCGGAAGUCUCGGCACCAAGUGGGCGGGCCCCACCUGGAGGAGCCCUGGAUGGCAUCCCCGGAGACAGACAGUGGCUUCAUGGGCUCAGAAACCAGCAGAGUGUCACCCCUCGCCCAGACCCCGGAACACCGGCUCUCCCACAUCAGCGCCCCAGGGCCAUUAGCCCAGCCCUUCACUGCGUCUGUGCCCCGGGAUGCUGCCUCCCACCCGCAGACCAGGGGUCCUCCGGUCCCCAGAAGAGCCGCUGAGUCCGGCACACCCGGGAGCCAAGCCCAGAGGCGCCCGUCCGGCCAGGACAGUCGUCUCCGGCAGAGGGCACCCAGCUUCCGCCUGGAGUGGGCGCGGGCCGCCGAGAUGGCGGUCCCGGGUUCGGAGGUGAGAGGGCGAAAGCGGGUUUCUGAACAACUGCCCCCAAGCACGACCAUCAGCCCAGCCCCUACCCCGGCCCCUGCGGCUGCCGUUCUGCCCCGUGGACCAACAGAGACCACCUCCACCCUCCUCCUCACCAGGACAGGGCGAGACCAGGCCAUCCGGGAGCUGCAGGAGGAGGUGUCCAGGCUCCGUCUGCGGCUGGAGGACAGCCUGCACCAGCCGUCUCAGGGCAACCCGACGUGCCCAGCGUCUGCGUCCGACCGCCCCGCCCGGGCCCCGGACCGGCCAGCAGAGUCCUCUGCCCCCUGGAGCUCCCACUAUGGCAGCAAAUCCACAGAGAGAUUGUCCGCUGAGCCUGGAGGUGCCGAGCAAGCUGUCCCUACAAGACGGCGGCGGGCCAGGUCCUCCUCGGUGCCUCGGGAGGUGCCCCGACUGUUCCUGAGUUCGGAAUCUGAGCCCACCUCCCCCCGGCUGUUCUCUGAGAAGAGCAGGAGCCCCAAGGACAGCCCACAGACAGCUCGGGCCGGAGUGAGAGGAGGGGGCAACCCCAGACAGCCAGACCGCGUCACCUUCCGGGGCCAAUACACAGGCCAGGAGUACCAUGUUCUCACCCCCAAGACUGUCCCCAGAGGCAGUGGCACAGCCUCCUGUCCCCACUGCCAGCCCGUCAGGACCCAGGACGCAGGCGGCGCCACCACCAGGGAGCCACCGGGACCGUCUCCCACUGAAGCCCUGCGAUGUGUGCUGUGUGGUCGAGUUGGGUCCCCCCCAGAGGGGGAUGGCCCGGACUCAGCCAGCUCUGGGGCAGAAAAGGCCUCCAUGAGGAGACGCGCACCUGCCACUUCCAGCCCCAAGCAAAGAAGCCAGCAGGUGGGAUCGCCGCCCCGGCCACCCCCCGGACUGUGGUAUCUGGCCGCCCCGUCCUCUGCACCAGCCCUUCCCACCUUCGCCUAUGUCUCCUCGGUUCCCGUCGUGCCUUAUCCAUCAGCCACUGUGUUCUACACGUCUCCAGGACCUACCUCAGCCCAUCCCCCUGCGGAGGGGCCCCCUACAGCCUCACCCCAGCAGGCCCGGUGCCACCGGCCCUCCAUCCGGCUGGACUUGGAGGACCUGGAGGAACUGCACAAGGCCCUGAGCCGAGCCGUGCAGGCUGCCGAGAGUGUCCGCGCCACCACGCGGGAGAUGAGCCGCUCCCUGUGUGCCGACCUGCGGCAGGCCCCCGGCCUGCGGGGCUCCUGCCUCUUCUGACCUCUCU
Molecule: messenger RNA, 4577 nt
Organism: Ceratotherium simum simum (southern white rhinoceros)
Lineage: Eukaryota; Metazoa; Chordata; Mammalia; Perissodactyla; Rhinocerotidae
Gene: AKNA
Product: AT-hook transcription factor
Biological process (GO): neuroblast delamination; neuroblast division in subventricular zone; epithelial to mesenchymal transition
Cellular component (GO): centrosome
Source: RefSeq, a predicted model, not a curated record